AUGUCAUCCCACUCAACCCCCCUCGAACCCCUCAAGCGCAUCCCAUCAAGGAUGGCUACACCCACAUCAGCCAAACGUCAACGCGUGUCCAUCACUCAAUACCACAAGUACAUGACACCCCACCCAUCCUCCGAUAUUGAUAUCGAGGACGGUCAGCCCAUCAAGUACACCGCUGUUCCCGUCCCAGCACCUAUUAGGGUCUUAUCAGGUGGACCAUUAACACCUUCCACAUCGACCGUAGCUUUCUCCUCAUCCCCCAACCGAAGACUCAUGAUGAGUUCUUCAUCUCCUACGAAACACUCUCAACGACAGCAAGUACCAGAAGCUAAAUUCGAUCAUGAGUUGGUAUUGGAAGAAGGAAUGACAUUGAUAUUCGGUAGACACCGACAUAAACAAUCUAACACCAAAUCCUCUUCUUCUUCCCUCUCAUCUACUAUCCCUUCGCACCUCCUUAACCUCUUCGAUCAUCCUGAAAGUGCAAGUAGAGUGAUUCAUCUAUCGAAAGAUGCAUCUCACGCUUCGAGGGUACAUGCCGCUAUCGAACUAGUGAAACAAAGCACCAUCAGGAUAAUAGUAAUUGGACAAAACGGUAUGAAAGUGAAGAUCACCAAGAAGAAGAGGGGUGUGAGAUUAUUACAGAAUCAGAAGUUCGAUUUGACAUUGUCUUCAACGCAGUCAGUGGAGUUGGAUUUCUUCGGAAGUAAAGUGUUGGUCAGAUUACAACCCCAAGAGAAAGAAGAAGAGAGGGAAAGGCUGUUUUCUUCCAGUCCAGUCAAAAGUCUGAGGAUGGACAUGGGAAUGACUAGCUCGAUGCCUCCUUCGAGUCCACCUAUGGUACCUAUGGAAAUGGAUGAUGACGAUGUACUUUCAGAGCCUGAAGAAGUCGUCUUACCUCGGCAACCUCACUCACUUGAAGCAGUCAUACAAGCACAGUCGCAGAAACUCCAAGAAGAUGAAGAAGACAGGCAGUCUAGACAAUCAUCUCCUCUUUCCCCACCUUCCGAACCUCGUCAUUCACCUUUACCCCAACUAGAAGACGAACCGAUAGCCGUCCCAGUGACAGAAGUAGAAGAAAAGCAAGUUAAAGCUGAACGGAUCGAAUCGAUCUCGCAUGCCAGUCAUGGUCAUGGUCAUGGUCAUGGCAGUAGAGCCAACACACCUGUAGUAACGCCACCUGUACCAAGUGAUUUAGAUUUACCUGCCAUUAUCGCUUCUACAGUGGUUUUCUCAGGUUCGAGUAAAUUGAGUUUGCCCGAUUUGGUCAAACACAUGUUAGAGUCCCAACCAAGUCUGAAAGAACAUGGUUCAGAGAAAAUCUGGUCCAGCUGGAUUCACGAUGCUUUAGAAGGGAAUAGGAUGUUUGGCAAAGUCGAGAGACACGGUAAAGAUGCAUCGGGUCAUCCGCUCUUACCGCAUUACUAUUAUGACCCAUCAUCCGAUCCUGAUACUUCCCGAGCCUCAGAAUUAGGUGCGUUGGUCAGACCACUCCGGACUGCUCAGAGGACUGGAGGGAAGACUAUUGAUUGGAGGCCUGUAGGAAGGGGUAGGAGGUCAUAG
Kwoniella botswanensis is the source of this 1557-nucleotide messenger RNA. RefSeq lists its product as uncharacterized. Bases 1 to 1557 code for a protein of 518 amino acids. The transcript has 3 exons. The record is from RefSeq and is a predicted model, not a curated record. NCBI's taxonomy places the organism in Eukaryota, Fungi, Basidiomycota, Tremellomycetes, Tremellales, Cryptococcaceae.